CCCCGGUGAUGCCGGGGGAAAAAAUAUAAACGCAUUUUAUUAUGACUGUUCCUUUAACAUCGCUUUGCUUUGAAUACAUGUGCGGGUGUUUCAAGUCUUGCACGUGAAAGUGCGCCAAGACGCGCCGCGUCUAGCAGCAAAAACUAACUGUAGGGUAUCGCACACCAUACGUGUCGCUUUCAGUUCAAAACAGCAGCCCAAAACCGUUAAAUUUAAACCAAACAUGCAAAAGUUCGCUUCAAGAAUGAAGAAAAAGAGAGAAAAAAAAAAAGUGGCGUUGAUGAGUUUGCCCUACUUUAGGGGCUCCGUAGCUGUCUGACUCGCGAACGGGAGCAUGGUUUGUGUAACAUUAGCAACACAUUAUUAGCUGUUUGAUAAUGUGGUCAAGCAAAAGGCUAAUCAUAUUAAUUACCGUUACGUGUCUGGCGUUGUAAAAAGCGAUACCAUUGUGCAGCGUUUACCUCGGUAAGUUGAGUAAAAUUUGACAGAGUGGAUCUCUUGAGCUCGUGCGAGUGAGUGGAGGCGGGGCUAAUUAACAUAUUAAUAGAUCCGCUUAUAAUAAAUGAGGCAAGGGUGUAGAGUUACAUUCUAGCUAUUUUAAGGCAUGAUUUUUUUUUUUUUUUUUUUUUUUUUUUUUCACAGGAAUAAAUGUUUAAAUGUGUCAUUUUGGUGAGUUUUAAGGGAAAAAUUAUUGACUUAUAUUAAAAUAUUGGUAAAAUCCCCAUUCUUCCAUUUGUGCUAAUUUAUAGUUCCAAUUACUUUACUGCUAUACCAAAAUGUUUAGUAGUAUCUACAGAGUACAUACUCUUGUCCAAACUUAUUUGGUAAAUAUUUCAUAAAUAUCCAGCUUUCUUACAAAAUCUUUUAUAACCUAAUAAUGCGUAGUCUAAGUGGAUUUACACACAAAUAAAUUUAACUUUACUGUAAAUUUGAACUAUGCCAGGUUUGUCUUAUGAAGUGCAAGUUAUGAAGUUGUAAUCAUCACAUAGAGCAGGUAAAGAGACCAGUAGAGGGUGAUGUGUAUUAAUGGGGAUUUUGUAGAAGGGCUGAUGCUGCAUCAGACGACUUCACGUGUCUGUGCAUGUCAUUUUUGUGUGAUGCCUCCUACGUGAAGUCAUGACAAAAUGAGGAAACAGAUAUGAGCACAGACAGCAUUCAGCUGUGUUGGUUAAUAGCCAAACAAGGCGUUAAUCAUUAUGUGCUGUCUGCUGGGGAAGUCUCCAAACCUUCUUAUCAGUCUCAAAGUAUAGACCUGCAAGAUGUCGAAUCACUCUGUGGAGGGGAUUUACCUCAGCUCUCACAUGGAGAACAUCCUGUUCUCAGCCUUCUACAUUGUCAUCUUCAUCCUCUCGGUCCCGAGCAACGCCUUGGCACUUUGGGUGUUCUGCCACAACACCAACAACACCCCUUCCAAAGUGUUUCUGAAGCACCUGGCUAUAGCGGACAUGUCUUACGUCUUGGUGCUCCCCAUGCGAGUGAUCUACCACAUGUCAGACGGUCACUGGCCUCUUGGUGAAGGGGCUUGUCGCGUGGUGGGUUUUCUGUUCUUUGUCAACCUCUACUGCAGUGUGUACUUUAUAACCUGCAUCAGUGUAGACCGUCUGUUGGCUUGCGUCUUACCACACAAAGCUCAUAAUCUGAGAAAGGCCAAGUAUGCCAAAGUGGUCUGUGCGAUCCUGUGGGUCAUGGUGACCAUUUCCAUGGUGCCUGUCCUGUUCUCUAAAACACAAGCGACUAGACAAUGGCAGAAUGUCACAGUGUGCGAACAGCUGUACAUAGAGAAGUCCUCUAAUCCCACCGGCGCUGUGGUGUCCACUGCAAUUGCAUUCAUGAUACCUCUGGUCACCCUGAGUGUUUCGUACAUUCUCAUAUUUUUCAAAGUCAAACAAAUGACUUUUCAAGAAAGAAUGCCUGCUCAGCACAAGGCAAUGAGAAUGAUCGUACUUACAGUGGUUAACUUCUUGAUUGCAUUUGUGCCCUAUCAUAUCCACCGAUUUUUCUUUAUCAUGCAGCAUGAUGACAUGUCAAGGUCAGAAUCCGAAAGACAAAUGCUGCAUUUGGGAAAUCGAAUCACUUCAGCUUUAACAUGCAUGAGUGGCGUGCUGGAUCCUGUCAUGUACUUCUUUCUGGCUAGAAAUUACCAAGCGACCCUGCUGCAGCUCUGUGGUAGAAACGCCAGCGAUGAGCAAUCCACCGCGUGAUCAGAUGAGAAAGCCCACGGUAUCUUGUCAGCUGUUAACUACCAGGCAUAAUAAAGCUCGGUAUCUGUAAAACAAAUUUUUAAAAUUAAAAUAGUAGAAGUGGAAAAAGUAUGGCUGAUAAUAAUUAAUGAUCAUGACAUUCAGAACCAUUCACAUUAAUUCAGAAACUCAAUCACGAUGUGCAGUAUGAGUCAUCAAGUGUGAAACUACCAUUUCCAGAAUGCAAGAUGACAAUAUCUCAUAUGACAUAUACAUAUGACAAUGACAUGGUUAUCUUUGUUUAUUUAACUUUUUUCAAACAUUUUUCAUGUAUCAAUAUUUAAUUUAUCAUAUAUCAUUUUUGUAUAGGCCCUAUAGCUACUUUUAGAUGUUCAGAUCUGAAUAAAAUGUUUUCAAAAUCUCAUCUUUUAAUGUCUUUGCAAACACAUUUUAAAAACCAUUGUUGCAGUGUUUGUUUCUUUGAGGUUGUUAUUAUUAGUAUUAUUUCAUUUGAAUUUAAAAAAUUUAUUUUAAUUGCAUUACAUGGUUGAUUGUUCCAUGUAUAUUUUGACCAUUUCAUUUCCAGUUUUGAAAAGAAUAGCAGGAAAUUAAAAGAUGGCUUUUUUCUGGGUUUGUUUAAAAAAUUACAGCUCAGUAUUAAGCGCCACUUUCAUCUGAUUGGUUAAAAUGUCUUACAUGACAUCAUGAAGAGUUGGCACAUCACUGCCAAUGUGUUUACGCUUUAAUAAAACAUUGUCACAAAAUAUUUGUAAACCACAAACAAAAAGAGGUUAUUUCUUUAUUCCUAUGAUUAAAACGUACACUAACAUUAAUGUUUUUGUUUGGUUGUUUAAAAUGCAGGUCACAAAGUCAUAAAAUUAAACUUAGCCUACCUGAAUUGUGCAUAUUGUGCUAAAUAGUAUACUAUUUAGUAUACAUAUAUUUAGUAUAUUUAUACAUAUAUAUUUAGUAUAUUAUAUAUAUACAUAAAUAUUUAGUAUACAUAUAUGUUAGAUUUGAAUAAGUGUGUCCCAAAGCAUGGCAUGUUGAAAAGAGCAUGCAAAAAGUCCCCGGAUGGUCUACAUUUACCGGUAGAUUUUUGAAGUGUGGAUUCGUGUACACUGACUAAUACUGCCUACAUCCCAUUGCGCUUUGGAGGAGGAUUCAGUU
This is a messenger RNA of Ctenopharyngodon idella (grass carp), 3350 nucleotides long. RefSeq names its product uracil nucleotide/cysteinyl leukotriene receptor. Gene Ontology annotation, biological process: phospholipase C-activating G protein-coupled receptor signaling pathway; positive regulation of Rho protein signal transduction. Lineage: Eukaryota; Metazoa; Chordata; Actinopteri; Cypriniformes; Xenocyprididae. The transcript has 2 exons. The record is from RefSeq and is a predicted model, not a curated record. Bases 1260 to 2201 code for a protein of 313 amino acids. Gene Ontology annotation, cellular component: membrane. Gene Ontology annotation, molecular function: G protein-coupled receptor activity.